This is a messenger RNA of Patiria miniata (bat star), 2415 nucleotides long. RefSeq names its product nuclear receptor-binding protein-like (gene nrbp1). Bases 123 to 1622 code for a protein of 499 amino acids. NCBI's taxonomy places the organism in Eukaryota, Metazoa, Echinodermata, Asteroidea, Valvatida, Asterinidae. Gene Ontology annotation, cellular component: cytoplasm; endomembrane system. The record is from RefSeq and is a predicted model, not a curated record. Gene Ontology annotation, biological process: intracellular signal transduction; protein phosphorylation; endoplasmic reticulum to Golgi vesicle-mediated transport. Gene Ontology annotation, molecular function: ATP binding; protein serine/threonine kinase activity. The transcript has 14 exons.
GUACCACUCCUUAUUUGUGCCACACUUUUUUGGUGGAACUCUCUUGUUUCGGAGUAUGCCCGCUCUUGGAAGACACAAAAUAACGGAUUUUCGCCAGUUUUGUUCCCAAAAUCUGGUUGAAAAUGCCUACCAAUGGGGCUGCAGACGAGCGGGCCGAAGAUCUACAUGACAGCUGUGACGAUAGCGAAGACGAACAAGAAAUACUGGAAGAAAGUCCGUGCGGUCGGUGGCAAAAACGAAGAGUAAAGGUCACGCAGCGAGAUGUGCCCGGUAUCGACGUGGCCUAUCUGGCCAUGGACACAGAGGAAGGCGUGGAAGUGGUCUGGAACGAAGUGCAAUUUUCGGCUCGGAGAGUCUUCAAAGAACAAGAGGAGAAGAUUCGAGUCAAGUUUGACAACCUGAUACAGCUGGAGCAUUGUAAUAUAGUCAAGUUUCACAAAUACUGGGCCGACAUCAGGACAGACGUCAAACCAAGGGUAAUCUUUAUCACUGAAUACAUGUCCUCUGGUUCGCUACGGCAGUUUCUGAAACGCAUCAAGAAAGACAAAAGGAACAUCCAGGAGAAGUCUUGGAAACGUUGGUGUACACAAAUCCUGUCAGCAUUAAGUUAUCUACACACGUGCGAUCCUCCCAUCAUCCACGGUAACCUGACAACAGACACCAUCUUUAUCCAACACAACGGUCUGAUCAAGAUCGGUUCAGUUGCGCCCGAUGCCAUCCAUAACCACGUGAAGACAUACCGGGAAGAACAGAGGAACAUGCACUAUAUCUCACCAGAGUAUGGAGAGUCGCAAGAUCUUCUGACGACGGGGGUGGAUAUCUACGCCUUUGGUAUCUGCGCCUUGGAGAUGGCAGUGCUUGAAAUCCAAACCAACGGCGACAACAAGCAUAUAUCACGAGAAGCUAUCGACAACGCAAUAGAGCAACUAGAGGACCCGCUACAGAGGGAUUUCAUCCGUAAGUGUGUCGGUCCCGUCACCACCCGCCCCUCAGCCAGAGAGCUACUAUUCCACAAGGUUCUCUUUGAGGUUCAUUCCCUCAAACUCCUAUCAGCACACUGCUACGUCCAAAACGAAACUGUAUUAGACCAUGCUGACAACACGCUGAUUGAGAGACUAUCACCAGACACAGUCAUAGCCAGUGUAGUACAUGACGGCCGGGAAGGCGUGCAAUGGAGAGUUUCCCAGGUUCCAGCCCUCGAAAUCGAGAAGUUCAUCGAAGAAGUCAAAAUCGGUGUCUAUCCCCUAACGGCGUACGCGUUACCAGAACCCCACCCAGCCAAGACGAGGCCAACGUCUCCUGAGACGGCGGAGUCAGUCAAGAGCACGACCCCAGAGCCGGUGGAGGUGGAGAGUAGGGCCAUCGUGCUGAUGCAGUGCGAUAUGAAGGAGGAGGAAGAAGGGAAACUCAAGUUGGAGUUACUACUACGAAUGGAUGAUAAGAUGAACAGGCAGCUGAGUUGUGAGAUAGGAGCAGACGACAGUCCAUGGGGCCUUGCAAAUGAACUCGUAGAAUACGGCUUCAUCAACGACUGCGACCGAACGCGAGUCGCAGCCGUGAUUGAGGAGAAACUCAACUUUCCAAACAGCCAAUCCUCCGCCAUUCCCGUCUCCGUCAGCUAGUAGCAAGACGUUCGCGCCGUCGACGUCACUUACACCCUGGGGUCGGAAGCCCGCAGGUUUAAUAUCAAUGCAAUUUGGAUCUUGUAAAAUACCAGUCUGUAUAUUGUUUUAACUUGUCGCAGUGUAGAGAGGAAUAACACGUUAAGCUUCUGUAAAACUUUUUUUGAAAUCAACUCAAAGGAAGAAGUUUAAAAGUAUUGCCUGUUUGCAAGUGAUCUGCUCUGUGAAUGUGAGUUUUUUAAUUGGCCAGUAAAGGAGCAGAUACUGAUUUUCUUUAUUUGAUGAUAUUUUGCUUAUUUUGUUCUACAAGAAAGUUACAGGUAAUUCUUGUGAACUAUAACAAAUUAGCUGUGACUAUUCAUACGAUGGAUUUUUUGCGUCGGGGUGAUGUAAAUUUAAUAUUAAAUUUUGACCUUCACCGACAUAUAGACAACUCUGGCGACGGCCAUUUUUCUGCGGUGGUGCAAGGCUCGUGCAUAGCACGCUCAGCACGCACUCCAGGUUCCUUCUACCAAUAGGAAUACCAAAAUGGGCACGCGCCUCAACGUUAAGAACGUGUGCAGUACGCGCGUCAGCAUGACACCAUCGCAGUAAAAGCUUCUAAUUCUGGUCGCCGGAUUCCUGUACUCUCUGGGGAAAACACUGAGUGAUUUUUCACACUUUCACUCGGGAGGUAACACACUGAGUAUACAGUGUUUAUACAUCGGUGAAGGGCAAAACUUAAUAUUGAAAUUAGCUGUAGUUAACCAGCUCGCGUCGGAGGACGUGAUACCAUGCACUGGCCGUUCUUAUA